GAGGGGGCGCAGUCAGGGCAGCCGGGUCCCUGAGGGCACGGGAGUGUCAACGGCAAAGAUGUGGAACGAUAUCGAGCUCCUGCUGAACGAUGACACCGGGCAGCUCCCUGUGGGGCUGGGACACGAGUGUGGCACCGCCUUGUACCAGGUGGACACAUUGCUGCAAAUCACAUCUUCAGAGAAGGUCUCUGUAAACCCUCAGCUCCAUGCACACAGCUCCAGGGAUGGCAGCAUUAUUGUUGUGGACAAAUCUGUGGCACUUCUGGACAGCACUGGGCUGUCUCUUCUGAUGAAUAUUCAGUUUGAUACUAACGUGGAUGUAGUGGGUAUGUGUCAAGACAAACAAUUCCUUGUGGUUGGUGAGAGAAGUGGCAGUUUACAUCUUAUUCACAUCCCAUCAAAACAAACCUUGCUAACAAAG
Cyanistes caeruleus (blue tit) is the source of this 421-nucleotide messenger RNA. Lineage: Eukaryota; Metazoa; Chordata; Aves; Passeriformes; Paridae. The record is from RefSeq and is a predicted model, not a curated record.